AUGGCAUUUUCGAGCCAGGCGGAGGGGCGCAUGCCUGUAAUCUCAGUAUUUGGAAAGCUAAGGGGAGGAGAAUUGCUGCAAGUUGAAAAAUCAGCAGUGAAACUUUUGAAAAGACAGAUCUGGGGGUUUUGUCCCAGGAGAGGCGAUCUUACAGAACUGCAAGAAUUGACAAAGGGCAAGGGAGAUCUUGGGCAACUUGAAGCCAUUUGUGUCAAGGUGACAUCUGGUGACACAAAAAUUAAGGAAAGGCCAGUGCCCCCUCUGGCUACCACCCAACCCAAAACAAGACCAAGUCAGCCACCUGGAAGAAGCUCCAGCCCGGGGCUCUGUGUCUCCAGCUCUCAGCUGCACAGGGUGCAGGCCCUGGGGAGGACUGGGUCACAGCAGCGCUUUCUCCGAGGUUCCCCUCAGCCUCCUGCUCCCCCGCUAGUACAGAAGCUACUGCCAGCCCUUUAGCCAGUCCCUUUGAGGAGAGUCAAGGCCCCUCAGGCUGCAGAUGGGCAUGGUGUCACUCUGAGCCCUCUGGCAGCCUCUGGUACUGCAGUAGCGCCUGUCUCUUCCAGUCCAGCGUGUGUGUUCAUUUCCAGCUUGCAUACCGCACAUACUGAGAAACUGAAGAAAUCUUUAAAGGUGAGAACACGGUCUGGACGGAUAUCCCGGCCUCCCAAGUAUAAAGCCAGAGAUUAUAAAUUCAUCAAAACGGAGGACUUAGCAGAGGGGCACCUAUCAGACUCCGAUGACCACUCAGAGCUGAGCAUGGAUGAGGAGGAAGAACAGAGGCAGAAGCCGGGGCUCUUUGACACUGUGGGCUGCACCCUGAGGCCCAAGGCCUUUAAAUGCCAGACUUGUGAGAAGUCAUACAUAGGAAGGCGGGGACUGGCGAGAUGUUUUAAACUCAAUCCAGGCCAUGGCCAGCUGGAGCCUGAGAUGUUGCUCUUGAAGAAAGCUAAUGGGAGCCUGACCCUGGGAGUGGGCUCAAAGACCAGAGGCCUGACUCCCCCCACACCAGCUGUUCUCUGCGCAGAAGGGGCAGAAUCCUUGUGCAACACUAUCUAGAAUGGUCAACCUGAAGAAGCUGAAGAGACACUGGUACCUGAGCCAGAAAUUAGAAGUCCCUCGGCUCUUCUGAGACCAGAGAAAUGCCUAGAACCUAGGAAUGGAAGUUGGGCAAGUCAGGCAGAGUUCAGCACAGCCAGACUCCAGCAGAGCAGGGCUGUGCAGCCAAACAGCCACCCUGCCGCAUCGGCAGGGCUGAGCCUCUCCAGGGGAGCGCAGCUCGGGGAGGCUCUCCAGCAGUGUGGCCGAGAGGAGCUGGUGGAGUUGGUCCUGCCUCAGCUGGCUCAGGUGGUGACCCUGUAUGAACUUCUUGUAGUGAAGGUCGAGAGACGUCCUGGAGCAAAGCCUUUCUUUCCUGCUGUGUACAAGGGGUUUGAAGAGUUGCAUGACGUGGUGAAGAGAAUGUGUCAGGAUUACCUCAGCAGCUCUGACCUGUGUCCUCAGGAGCCCCUGGAGAUAAACAAUGAUGAGUGCCAUCUUGAGGGGCAAAGCUUUGCUCUUAAUAUAGUAGCCAAUAAAAACCUGCUGCCCAGCCCAAGUAGCAAAGAGAGCUGCAUUGCUGCUUCUUUGAGGGAAGGUCAUUUGGACCAGCUCAUCGUAGUGAUGAGUCUGUCGGUGAUGGCAUCUGCUGACUUGGAAGCCAGGAGUGUCUCUGCAGAUCCUGAUCUUCUGUGUCAGGAUGUCAGGAGGUCAGCUCUUUAUUCCCAGGUAGCAGAGCCCAGAGGGCUACCCCCCCCAGCCCAGUCGUCAAUGUUCCCUGAAGAGAAUGCUCCAGAACACAUGCAGCAGGAUUCUGAGGACAUCCAGAGAAGCAACGGUGUCUGUGGUACCCCAUCAUCAGGUGAAGGAGUGGAGUCCCUGCUUCUUGAACAAUCAGGAAAUGCAGAGGCAGGAGACCUCAGAGUAACGAGCCAACCCCACUGCAGUAGGCAACAGGCCAGCCCCAGCCAUGCCCUGCCUACAGAGGCUGCAUCCUUCCCACUCCAGAAAACCUUGCCUAUGGAUGUCCUGCCAGCUGCCUGUGUUUCCAAGACUAUGCCCGAGCCAGGGCCUCAUCCUGGACCAGAUGGAUCACUGCCCACUCAUGGGGGUCCCAGUGUUGGAAGCGAAGCUGGGAACGUAAGCUGGUUCCUCUCUAGGAUGGAGGCAGAUAGCCAGAGAGAGCUGUGGCCGCUGUGGGGGAAGCCCUGGCUAGCUUCUGAGAUUUCCCAUCUAUGCCAGGAAGUGUUGUCUCAGGGACGGGAGCAGGUUUCUAUUCGGACUUCCAAUGGGCUUACUUUGUCCCGUCCAAGUACUUCAGUGUCAGAAGAGAAUGUUGUCAUAGUGACUAACGCAAAGGGUUCUAUCGUGAGGUUUGGCCCGCGGGAAGGGGUUGCUUUUGAAGCAAUAGGCUUCCACACUGUGGAGGCAGAGCCCUCUCAGUGA
This is a messenger RNA of Arvicola amphibius (Eurasian water vole), 2481 nucleotides long. RefSeq names its product zinc finger protein 839 (gene Znf839). NCBI's taxonomy places the organism in Eukaryota, Metazoa, Chordata, Mammalia, Rodentia, Cricetidae. The record is from RefSeq and is a predicted model, not a curated record.